AUGGACCCGUCGUCGCACAGAAACCCCGAGACGGAGUGGUUCCAGGACUCCCACGCCCUCGUCUCCCUUCCCCUCGCUCCCAGCGUGCGAUCGAAACUGCAAAUUGCGGGAUUUCGCUCGACGAGAGAUUUCAUUCGAAUCGCCAAAAACUCGGCGAGCGUCCUCGCGCGCGAGUCUGGUUUAACCUUAGAGGAAGCGAACGAUGCGCUCAAAGCGGCUCGACACGGUGGUGAGGGCGCGGCGCUGAAAGGCGCGCGAUCAGCGGCGGAGGUGCUGGAGGAUGAGCGACGGCGACCGCGGACGGUUACGUGUUGCGAGGCGUUGGACGACGUCCUGGGCGGUGGAAUCGGUUCUGGAGAGAUCACCGAGUUCUGUGGAUGUCCAGGCGUGGGGAAGACGCAGAUGUGCACGCAGGUGUGCGUGAGCGCGAGCACGCCGGAGGCGUUCGGGGGUACUGAUGGGGAGGCGGUAUACGUGGACACGGAGGGGAGUUUCAUGGCGGAGCGGGCGAUGGACGUGGCGUCGGCGUUGGUGGAGCAUCUGCGAAGGAUGGAGGCGUGCGAGAGCGAUUCCGAGAGACGGACGGAGAUGAAAGCGGCGCUGGAGGGGUACACGGCGGAGAAGAUUUUGAGCGGGAUACAUUUGUUUCGAUGUCACGAGGUCACCGAACUCUUGGCUGUUCUAGAGACGCUCGGGGAAUUCAUCGCGGAGCAUCCCAGGGUGCGGUUGGUCGUCAUCGAUAGCGUGGCGUUUCACUUUAGGCAGGAUUUCCAGGACAUGGCACUGCGAACGACGAUUUUGUCAAAGAUGACGAAUCGUUUGAUGUCCAUCGCGACGUCGCGGGACGUGGCGGUGGUAACGGUGAAUCAAGUCACCGUCAAGCCGCAGCAGGACGGUCCGGCGAGACUGGUCCCGGCGCUCGGGGAAUCGUACGCGCACGCGUGCACGACAAGGGUGAUUUUGAGCUGGGAGAACGACGAGCGCGUCGCUUUCGUCACCAAAUCGCCUCGAUUACCUCAGGCAAAGGCAAAGUACACAAUUACCGCUGGCGGUAUUCGCGACGUGCGACGCCGAAGACCAAGAGAUGAGUGA
Molecule: messenger RNA, 1092 nt
Organism: Ostreococcus tauri
Lineage: Eukaryota; Viridiplantae; Chlorophyta; Mamiellophyceae; Mamiellales; Bathycoccaceae
Product: DNA recombination and repair protein Rad51,C-terminal
Exons: 1
Coding region: 1-1092 (363 amino acids)
Biological process (GO): meiotic DNA recombinase assembly; reciprocal meiotic recombination; DNA repair
Cellular component (GO): Rad51B-Rad51C-Rad51D-XRCC2 complex; replication fork; Rad51C-XRCC3 complex
Molecular function (GO): crossover junction DNA endonuclease activity; ATP binding; four-way junction DNA binding
Source: RefSeq, a predicted model, not a curated record